Messenger RNA from Daldinia loculata, 741 nucleotides. Its product is annotated as ankyrin. The record is from RefSeq and is a predicted model, not a curated record. Bases 1 to 741 code for a protein of 246 amino acids. The transcript has 2 exons. Lineage: Eukaryota; Fungi; Ascomycota; Sordariomycetes; Xylariales; Hypoxylaceae. Gene Ontology annotation, molecular function: protein binding.
AUGCCUUUACACAAUUUAGGUCUUAUAUAUAUCUCGAUCGAGCCAUCCGAAAGACUACGACGAGCAGUCCAUAGCAACGACGCCUCCCUUGUUCGUCGCAUUGUGAAAUCUCACCUAGGUCUAAUUCAUAACCCAGACCAUUCCGCAACCGGCCUCUCUAAUUCGAGCCUCCACCUUGCCGCCAGCCUUGGCCACCUCCAGGUAUGCAAGGUCUUAGUUGCUCUCGGUCACGAGCUUCCUACGCCGGCUUUGAACGAUGACCAUCAGACGGCCUUGAUGCUAGCCGCCGCCGCGGGUCAUACGGAAGUCGUCUUGUUUCUUGCCGAGAGCGAUCCCACAUCCAUCCUCCGACGGGAUAUUCGAGGUAGGGAUGCUAUCAUGGAGGCUAGCAUGGGAGGUCAUGAUACGGUACUACAGAUUCUUCUCACGUACGUGCCUGGAGGGGCGCAAAAUGCCGUCCAGAAUGCGGAUCUCGACGGGAAUACUGCUCUACAUUUCGCCAGCAGCAACGGUAACCUCCUCGUUCUACGGACAUUGCUUGCUGCAGGAGCCGACCCCGAGAAGAGAAAUGUAUGGAGUUGGACCGCCAUCGCAUACAGCGCAACCGUACAGGCUGAAGUCUACCUCAAAGGACUUGUCUCUGAGGUUGAGAAGCGAAGGCGGAUUAAAAAUGAGGUAGAGGAAGGGAGAAAGGGAGGCGCCGUCCGAAUGGUCGAAGAAGAAAUCAACGUGGUAAACUGA